AUGUCGUCUCGAGAACAAGAUUUUGAUAGGAAGUUAUAUGAAUUGCUUGAAAGAAAACCACCUGGAAUAAGUGCCUCUAAAAUAAAAGACUUGACGAGAAUAGCAAUGACUAGUCCAAAGUUAGGAGCAUUAUAUGUAUUGGAUUCAAUAUCACAAGCGGCACAGAGACAAAAGACAUUGGUUGCAGAAAAAGAUAGCGAUGGUUCUGUUUGGUCAGGAGCUGAAUAUCUUGAAAGGUUUGAGAAAAUAUUGGAAGAAAUGUUCUUACACAUUAUGCAAUGUCCAGAACACGAUAAGGAAAAAGUGAAACGUGUUCUUGACAUAUGGCUUACCAAAGAUGUCAUAUAUGACAAGGAUUUAAUUCGAAAAAUAAAAGAUACCUAUUUUUCUCAGAGAACUGUGACAAAUCCUUUAGAAAACAAUGUGCAUGAGUCUCAGUCGAUAACAACAUCACAUGGAGGUGAUCCGCGAAUGGUUUCUGUGCCAAAUCAGCCAAGCAUGUCGAUGUCAACAACUUUGGAUUCUUCAGCUUUAUUAGCUACAUUAAACAAUUUAACUCAAGGAACUUUGAAUAUACCUCCUUUUUUGUCAUCAAAUCCAAUAACUGCUGCUACAACGCAACCUAUUAAUCCAUCCAUCGCUUUUAAUAAUGUUGCUACUAACACGCAUGCUGUUACUCCACAGUUUCCUAAUAUUCCACAACCUUCUGUUCCUACGAGUAAUGGCUUUUUACAAUCUCCAGCAUCUUCAUCUAAUUACCAAUCACAAACUGUCGCAAAUAAUACUGAAACAACUAAAACAAAAGAAUCUUUAAACGAUCCUCUUGAUUUUGAUUAUGGAGAUAUGGAUGAAGAUGAUGAUGGAGACAUAACACAAUCAGGUGCAAAUGGUGAGAUAAAUAAUACUACUAAAGAGGCAAUCCUGACGAAUUCUAUAAACGUGAAACCUAUAAAUGUAAAUCAAUCGGCAGCAUCCGCAGCAUCAUCAAUGCCUCAGGAUCAAAACCAAAAUAUGGCCAAUCAAUAUUUUCAACCGUCUCAAGGAAAUCAAACUAAUUCUUCACAAUCGCCAUGGAAUGGUCAACAAGGACUUCUUCCUCCUCAGCCAUGGAACCCGAUUCCUCCACAACAGCAUGCACCGCCGGAACAUUUUCCGAAUAACCCGGCACCUCAAGGUUACCCAGUACCCCCUCCGGGUCACCCAUUACCUCCUCCGGGUCAUCCGUUACCACCUCCGGGACAUUCUAUGCCUCCAGGUCCACCACCUCCAGGACAUCCUUUACAUCAAGGUCCUCCGGGUCCACAACCAGCAGGUCUUCCUGUUCAACAUCAAGGUCCUCCACCUGCACAUAUGUUACAACACCAAGGUCCUCCAGGACCACUUCAUCAAGGACCACCUGGACCAAAUCCUCAAGGACCACCUGGACAUCUAGAUCUUUCUGCUGCAUUAGCACAAGACGAUUGUAUAGCGUAUGCAGAUCCGAACGUUGGAAGGGAUUUUAUUAAAGGUGUUAUGGAAAAAAUAUUUCUUAGUUAUGGCCGAGUAUCUACUAUCACGAUUAAUUACGAUAAAAAUCAUGCUUUCAUUAAAAUGGAAACACGAGCAGGUGCAUACAGAGCACUUCAAGGUCUUAAAAUGCAAGUAAGCCAGAAGGGUUUUGGACCUAAAAAUUGCUUUGAUUUUGACACUGGAGAAUCUUUAAUUCCUCUUAAUAGACUUACAGAAACAGAUCGUAAAUGGUUGUUUACUAGUGAAAGAGGUGGUACUGGUGGAAGGGAUAUAGUUGGUGGAAUUGUAGUUGAGGAACCGGACAUUGUAAUUGGUGAAGGGUUUUCAAGUGGUUCUGGAAAUAAAAAAUUAGGACCUCAACAUGAAAGUACGCGUAAAGAAAGGCGCAGAGGACACGAUAAAGGUGAUCGAUCAUCUAAUUCAUCAGAUUCUAGAAAGUAUUCGGAUGCAUCCUGGGAAGGAUCAUCUCCCAGACGUCAUGCAAGUAAAUGGGGUGAUGCAUCAAAUGACUCUCCUUUUCAAGAAACAGCAUCUCCUCCUUCACAAGAACACUUGCCUUCGCAGCAACGCUCACAUUCGUUUUCUCCAGGUUUAUCACCACGAACUCCUGAUCAUUUGCCACAACCAGAAUUCGGUACUUCUACUUUACCAACACAAGAACAACUUUUCCAGCAAAGACGGGAACAAACUCCACAACAUACCCAUAAAAGGGAUUAUUUUACUUCUCAUGGAGAUACACCAGCUCGUGAAGGUAAAAAAACUCGAUGGGAUAAAUGA
Dentiscutata erythropus is the source of this 2286-nucleotide messenger RNA. Lineage: Eukaryota; Fungi; Glomeromycota; Glomeromycetes; Diversisporales; Gigasporaceae. The record is from the annotation of a GenBank genome assembly.